Diatraea saccharalis (sugarcane borer) is the source of this 2665-nucleotide messenger RNA. The record is from the annotation of a GenBank genome assembly. Lineage: Eukaryota; Metazoa; Arthropoda; Insecta; Lepidoptera; Crambidae.
CAAACUGUACAUGUGCAAUAUUGUUUGUUAUGAUAUUGUUUUGAUAUAAAAUAAUUUAAUUGUGCCUUAGUAGGUGUUUUAUUCAUUUUUAUAAUGAAUAUGAAGGAGUACACGAUUGCAUUGAUCUUAAUUUUAGUUAGCUUCUGUUCAUCAUCCCUGUGUGAUAGCAAAAACGAAACAAAACACAUUGACAUUGAGUCUAAAAAGGAAAAUACAACUUCCACGCCGACCAAGGUGGAAUCAAGAUUUUUCGACCUCGGAGGAGUUAUUAACCAACUAUUCUCGGGUUUUAAUCAAGGAGGCGCCGCCGGUGAGAAUCCCGGCUUUAAUUUGCCAUCUAAUUCGCAGUUUUAUCCCGGUGUCCCAGCUCAGAACUGGUAUUCUCAAGUACCUAUUAAUCAAGGAAAUGGCUGGAAUUCUAAUCGACAGAAUAUUCAACAACCGUCAGCACAGAAUCAAGGAUUGCCGUUAGAUGUCAACUUUAAUCGGCAAGGGUCAAUAAAUAACAUUAAUCAACCCGGACAAAAUUUCAAUCAAGGUAGUUUAGGACGGUACCCCGCCAACUUAAAUGGUAAUCCAAUAAAUGGUGGAUGGAAUCAGAAUGGACAGGGGGGGAAUCUUCCAAAUUCAGGCUUUCAACAAGGUCAAUCUCAAUUAGGCGCUCUACAGGGUCAAGGUUCUAAUAUUAAUAGUAGGCCAAAUGAAUAUGACAACCAGAAUCAAUAUAAUAAUUAUGGACCGAUCAGAAAUGGUUUCAAUAAUCCGCGAAAUUGGACACCGGAUCAAGGACAAAAUUUGAUGAGUCAAAACAGUAAUCAAGAAAAUGGUUUCAAUAAUAAUUAUUUCAAUCGACCGAAUAGCCAGAAUCCUCCAUACCCAAACAACCAGGGUCAGAAUUUCAACCAAAAAGCACUAAAUAAUUUGAAUCGACAGAGCCAAGACCCAAGCGGUCAGUUACUAGGAAAUGACAGAAGUUUUCAGAAGCAAGGCGCUCCUCGGAAUCAAUAUGAGCAAGGAACGGAACCUAAUUACUUGGACCAAAACAAUAUGUAUAAACCGCAGGUUAAUAUCAAUAAUAAUCAAGUACAAAAUUUAAAUCAACAAGAUACGAAGGUAAAUAUUAACAAUGGCAUAUCUGAUCAACCAUUUCCUGGUUCCAAUUCGUGGAAUAAUCAAAGAAAUGACAACUUGACUAAGGAAAACAAACAAACUAUAAAUAAUGGUCAAGAUUUAAAUUUUAACGACGGAGCAAUAAAGUUUCCGGAUGAUGAUUACAGUGGUAAUAACCCAAUGGUAACCAGAAUUGCAACAACAAGACCACCUCAAAUCAUAUCGUCGACAAAGAGAAUUGCAAUUGUGGGAAAACCUGUUUCUAUACCGACCAGUACUGUAUCUUCAGAUCAAGUUGCAUUCAUAAACAAGUAGGUAACUAGGUAUUAUGUUUAUUUUUGUUUCAAUUUCUAUGAUUAGAUAUAUUCGCCACACUUUUUAAUGAAUAUCGAAGAAAUUAAUUCUUAUUGUGUACCUAUAGAUAUUGAGUUGAAAUAUUGUUUAUGAGUUUAGAAACUUUUUUGUGAUUGAUGAAUUUAGAACUUUGUACAUACUUAUAGCCGCUCUUCUUUUUGUCUUGAGUGAAAAUAACUAGGCGUAAAGUUUGGAAAUAUAUAUUUUUUUUUAUUUGAAAAACGCUACUUCUUUGUAAUACAAAAGCUCGAGUACGCUGACAUAUGAUAAUUUGCCUGAAGCGGCGAAAUAUCUACAUCGGGCCUUGGACAAAUUGUGCCUUUGAGAUACUUCAGUUGAAUAUAUAAUCAAUAUUUUUAACUUUCUUGAUGUGAUGUUAAAAGAUCAAGGUUUUGAUGAAUCAUUGAAUAAUAAUUCGGCGUCGAAAAUUUAGUUCUUCAUUUUGAUACUGGCAGUAGUUGUUAAAGGUAAUUUUAAUCUAAUAAAGAUGAGAAUAUGAUGUUAUUUUUCUUUGCAAACAAACUAAUAUAUUAACAAAAAGUAAUAUUAUAAAAUGAAAUGGUAGAUACUGAAGCUAUCAUCGAAAUUAAAAAAUAUAUGGUGCAUUGAAAAAAUCUAAAAGCGAGUGGCUUUGUUUAAAAUAAUACGCACCUAAAUUGUAAUACAAUCGUGGAUAGCUUAUGAUAAAAAUUAUGAGUUUGUGAAUUUGUAUGUAAUUUAUAUGUUACUCUAUAAAAUUUCUUGAACAGUGACAGUCCAACGGCUGAGCAAAAACAAUGCGUACAAAACUGUCCAACUUCAUCAGAAUACAAUCCUGUAUGUGGCACCGAUAAUGUGUCUUAUUUCAAUCCAGCAAGAUUGAUUUGUGCACGCAAUUGUGGAAUAAGUAAGUGUAAAUAAUUUACAUAUAGAGCAUGAGUCAACGAUGACGGUCCGAUCUUCGCUAUUUUCAAACUGAAAGUGUCACUGGGCAAGUCACGUCUGUCACUAACACAGGUAAGAACGUUCGGAAACAAAAAAUACAUAAUAUAAAAUACAAAAACAAUAGAAAACAUGAAAAGAUUAAACUUUAUACAUUAAGGAUUCGAGGUAAGUAUAUCCCUAUUUUAUAAAUGUUUAUUCUUUGUUACAUACUUUUUAAAAAAACAAUUUUAUUUUAAUUUUACAACACUAUCUCCAUAUUUUCAUUCGAGCGGUAUCU